AUGUGUAUCCAAGAUUUCACGCUUUACCACUGUGGCUGUCAGACGAAAGGCAGCCUCCGAGCGUGUGGCGAAAUGCAAUGCAGUCAUAUCAAGGACAUCGCUAAGCAACUCCCAGACCAUUGCGAAUCCUGCCAAGCGAAACUGGAGGAAGGUAUCGAACUACCUCAACGAAGAACCAGUACCAUCAAGAAGAUCAAAAGAACCUUGAGUCUGCGAACCGCUAAAUCUCCCGAAUACUCGAGAGGACAUCAGAGUCGCAAGGGGAGCAUUAGCAUGCGCAUGACCCCGGAGGAUGAUGGAUGGGUGAACCCAUUUAAUGACCCACUUUGA
Messenger RNA from Orbilia oligospora ATCC 24927, 330 nucleotides. RefSeq lists its product as uncharacterized. The transcript is spliced from 2 exons. NCBI's taxonomy places the organism in Eukaryota, Fungi, Ascomycota, Orbiliomycetes, Orbiliales, Orbiliaceae. The record is from RefSeq and is a predicted model, not a curated record. The coding region runs from base 1 to 330 and encodes 109 amino acids.